Mesocestoides corti is the source of this 445-nucleotide messenger RNA. The record is from the annotation of a GenBank genome assembly. Lineage: Eukaryota; Metazoa; Platyhelminthes; Cestoda; Cyclophyllidea; Mesocestoididae.
CAAACUCAUCGAUGCCGUCAUGCGUCUUGAGCUGGAAGAAGCAGAAGUUUGCCAUCUGAAGGAGGUCAUAUUGAGAAUAAAUAUUGACCUAGACAGCAGAGAUACCCCAGUUGUCAUGGCUCACGAAGCCAAGGUAGCUGCAGAGACUGCUCUGCAGCAACUCACCGACGAUCUGGCAACUCUUGGGGCUCGUCUUCAAUUCGACGUCUCCAGCGCUUGCCCUCUCACGCCCGAAGCCACCAGCCUUGCCGAGAAUGUCGCAAGUAUCCUCAUGGAGAGGGAAGAGAAAGUCCGAUCGGCAUGGGAUCGCAUGGGCAAGAUGUCUGCUAAAAUGGCAGCCAUCAAUGACAUUGAGCGACUUGAAAAGAGGGUGCAGACCACAACUCGUGCAAGGGCCAAUUUAGCAGCUCUGAUCCAUUGCUAUGGCUUAUUAAAUCGAUGUUAA